Molecule: messenger RNA, 1143 nt
Organism: Sordaria macrospora k-hell
Lineage: Eukaryota; Fungi; Ascomycota; Sordariomycetes; Sordariales; Sordariaceae
Biological process (GO): carbohydrate metabolic process
Source: RefSeq, a predicted model, not a curated record
AUGCCAACAGAACUUCACGGAGUCAAGUCUGCGGACAUCGACUCCAACAUCAGGUUGUUAAUCGACGCUCUGGUCAACAUCAAAGACAAGACAGGCGAGUUCCUGCUCACUCUCGAAGAUGGCCGUGUAAUCGACACCAAGGGAUGGAACGACUGGGAGUGGACGCACGGCAUCGGUCUCUACGGCAUCUGGCAAUACUACGAGCUCAAAGGCGACCCGGACUGCUUGCAGAUCAUCGAGGACUGGUUCGCCGACCGGUUCGCCGCGGGGGGUACCACCAAGAACAUCAACACCAUGGCCGUAUUCCUCACGCUGGCCUAUGUGUACGAGCGCACGGGGAACCACACCUACCUCCCCUGGCUCGACAGCUGGGCCGAGUGGGCCUACCACGACCUUGAGCGGACCAAGUACGGCGGCAUGCAGCACAUUACUUAUCUCGAGGUCAACGACCAGCAGCUGUGGGACGACACGCUCAUGAUGACGGUCAUGCCGCUGGCCAAGAUUGGUCUAGUGCUCAACCGGCCGCACUACGUCGAGGAGGCCAAACGCCAGUUCCUCCUGCAUAUCCAGUAUCUCUUCGACGCCACGUCCGGCCUGUUCUUCCACGGCUGGGAGUUCAAUGACGAGAAGAAGGGCGGCGGGGGCGGCCACAACUUUGCCAACGCUCGCUGGGCCCGCGGUAACAGCUGGCUGACCAUCGUCAUCCCCGAGUUCAUCGAGCUGCUGGACCUCGGUCCCAGCGAAACCAUCGGUUCCAUUCUGCGGAGCACGCUCGAGGCGCAAUGCGAAGCCCUCAAGUCUCUGCAAGACGCAAAGUCCGGCUUGUGGCGAACACUGCUAGACGUGCCGGAGAGCGAAGGGUCGUAUCUCGAGGCGAGCGCCACGGCCGGGUUCGCGUUUGGCAUCCUCAAGGCGCUGCGGAAGAAGUACAUUGUUGGCAAGGAGUACGAGGACGUGGCGGUGCGCGCGCUGAAGGGGGUCUUGGAUAAUGUUAGCGAGAAGGGUGAGCUCCUGAAUACGUCGUUUGGGACGGGCAUGGGCAGGGAUUUGCAGCAUUAUAAGGAUAUCCCGAUCACUAGUAUGCCGUAUGGUCAGGCGAUGGCGAUCAUGGCGCUGGUGGAGUUUUCGAGGAGGUUCAUCUAG